Molecule: messenger RNA, 1136 nt
Organism: Desarmillaria tabescens
Lineage: Eukaryota; Fungi; Basidiomycota; Agaricomycetes; Agaricales; Physalacriaceae
Exons: 1
Coding region: 121-774 (217 amino acids)
Source: RefSeq, a predicted model, not a curated record
UGGGUGCUCUAAAGUGAGCGGUAGAACUAUCUCGGCGGCGUCCAAAUGUCCACAGCUCAGAGUUGCAAAUUUUAACUAUACCUCCGCAACUCCAGCUUCACUGGCCGAGUUGCUCGUGGCAUGCCCAGAGUUAGAGGUGCUCAAGCUCGCAAAGAUAUCCAACUGGGUUCGUCUUUGGUCUACCUAGUUUCAUUCAGCUAUAUAGCUGAACCUCUUCAGACGGAUACAACGUUCUCAAAGUUCUUGUCGGGUGUGGAUGAAGAUUUCAGGCAUGUAAACCUUCGCAAUCUAAAGCUCCGCCAAACUGCAGUCUCCGACCAUUCUAUGGUGGCUCUUACAACUAUAUUUCCGAACCUAAGACGACUGGAUGUCUCCUUCACUGGGAUUCGCAAGCCCUCCUUAUGGGUGAAGCAAGCUCCCUAUCUGGAAAAGUUGUGUUUGACGUCUACCGCGAUAUCUUCCGCAGAGUUGUGUGUUACAAUUCAUAGCCUUCCCCGAUUGAAAAUCCUGGCGAUAGGAGCGCUGGGCGUUGGCACAAGCCCGAAUACGACAAUUAAUAAUACCUCGUCGAUGACGUUACACGACGACGAUUUGGCACUCGUCACUGACUUGCUGGCUGAACAUGGAAGGCUAGAAUCACUGAGUCUUGUAUCCAAUACCAAGCUGAGCUUGAUGAGAAGCAGGGAAUCGCGUGCUUUGUGCCGUAUGAUAUCCCGUGUUGGCCGUAAAUGCAAAGUUCGUGCUUUUCUUUUUCUUGUGGCCACCCAAUGCUGAUAUCACUUUUGUUAUAGUAUCUCAACCUGUCAAGCAUGCCAUCUUUGCGAUCUUCAGACCUGGCCGGUUUAAUGCCUACGUUUGAAGACGACGAGCCUUGUGCUCUCCAAACCUUGAUGCUAAAUAACACCGGCGUGGAUGACGAGGUGGCGCCCUUCAUUUCAUGUUGUCCGGAACUUGCGACAUUGGAACUUGCAGGGACGAAAAUAACCAGUAAGUGUCAUUGGCGAUAGUUGCCACUAACGGAUUGAAACUGCGUGUAGAUGAUGGUCUGUUUCCAAUUAUCGAUGCCUGUCCAAAGCUUGUGAAUCUAGAUCUCACAAGUUGUCGAGGGGUAAAUGUAGUUGAUCGUCGACGCCUUU